This is a messenger RNA of Ricinus communis (castor bean), 1690 nucleotides long. Its product is annotated as G-protein coupled receptor 1. Gene Ontology annotation, cellular component: plasma membrane. The coding region runs from base 227 to 1186 and encodes 319 amino acids. Gene Ontology annotation, biological process: cell surface receptor signaling pathway; adenylate cyclase-activating G protein-coupled receptor signaling pathway. Gene Ontology annotation, molecular function: G protein-coupled receptor activity. The transcript is spliced from 9 exons. Lineage: Eukaryota; Viridiplantae; Streptophyta; Magnoliopsida; Malpighiales; Euphorbiaceae. The record is from RefSeq and is a predicted model, not a curated record.
CCUUAACCACUCGGCCAAAGCGACGUUGUGCUGAUAUUCUCGCCAAGUUUACAAAAGUAACACAGUAUAGCAUCGUCUGACAGUUGAGACCAGUUUGUUUGUUGGUUUUCACUGCUUCGGCUCUUUGCAAAUUUAGUUUUGAUCUGAAUCUCUCGGCUCCACUUUACUAAUUUUAAUUACAGUCAGUCACUACCGAAUCAAAAAAAAAAGAAUUAUUAAGAGAUAGAUGGCGACGCUGCACGUCGCCGGUAAUAUGACUGCUCAUGAACGUCAGAUAUUGACGUCGGUGAACGCAGGGGCAUCUAGUCUUUCGUUUGUAGGGUCCAGCUUCAUUGUUCUUUGUUAUGUCCUCUUCAAAGAGCUCCGCAAGUUCUCCUUCAAGCUUGUCUUCUACCUCGCCCUCUCUGACAUGCUCUGCAGUUUCUUCAGCAUUGUUGGGGAUCCUUCCAAAGGUUUCUUUUGUAUUGCUCAGGGAUACACCACUCAUUUCUUCUGCGUCGCUUCUUUUCUCUGGACUACUACUAUUGCUUUUACUCUUCAUCGUACUGUUGUUCUGCACAAAACUGACGUUGAAGACCUCGAGGCCAUCUUCCACUUGUAUGUUUGGGGAACUUCAUUAGUUAUGACUGUAUUACGCUCCAUUGGUAAUUCCCAUCAUGGGCAUUUAGGUGCCUGGUGUUGGACAGAAAUCGGGAGAACAAGAAAGGCCAUUCAAUUUAUAACAUUUUAUGCACCGCUUUGGGGUGCAAUACUUUACAAUGGGUUUACAUACUUUCAAGUCAUACGCAUGCUAAAUAAUGCGACUCGUAUGGCAGUAGGCAUGUCAGACCGAGCAUAUCAAUUUGAUUCACGGCCCGACUUGAAGGCUUUGAACCGGUGGGGAUACUAUCCGCUCAUCCUUAUAGGAUCAUGGGCUUUUGGCACAAUCAACCGCAUCCAUGACUUCAUAGCACCAGGCCACAAAAUUCUUUGGCUUUCAGUUCUUGAUGUUGGGACAGCUGCACUCAUGGGUCUUUUCAACUCAAUAGCAUAUGGUCUGAAUACUUCAGUGCGGCGAGCGAUAUAUGAAAGAUUGGAUCUGCUGUGGCCAGAUAGGCUGAGAAGAUGGUUCCCUAAUGGUACAAGAUUGAGAAAUCAAGCGCAAGACGGUGAAUUGGUAUCAUUGAAAAUUCAGGAUCAGCGUUAAACAGCUUGGGCACAGCUGGGUCUUGUAUCCAGGGAUGGCUGCAUUCUUUUAAAGUUGAUCCAACAGUGAAAUUUGGGAGAGGAUGAAAUGAAAAAGGAGGGGAAAAAGCUUCUGAGAUGGGUGCAAAAUGAAGGGGAUUAAAUGUUUUAGUUGUUAGAAGAAAGAGAGUCUGAUCAGAGUUAACAUGUUGACAUUAGCAUUCAGUGUGGUUGCUGAUCUGAUUAAUGGGACGAGAAGGCUUCAGCUGCAGUUUACAUUUACAUGGAAUGGGAAGGCUGAGAAGUGAGAACCACCCACCACUAAGUGAAAGUGAAAGUGAUGGGUUGAAAAAUGAAAAUUGAAUUUGGUUAUUCUUAGGUAUCUCCAAUUGCUGUCGAGUGGGAUUAUUACGUUGUAUAUGUGUUUUUUCCUCUUUUUUUUCAAAGAUUCGAGUUCUUAAUUUUUGUAUAUGAUAAUGAAAGAAUUAUUUCAUGUUAUAUAGGAUUUAUUGAAUAUUUCAUUUCA